CUUCAUUUUCUAAACUAUUUCAACCCACUUGAAUAUGAGUUUGAAGCUAUUUUCUCAUGGCUUGAUUCCUCCGGUCAAAUUAAGAUUGCAAACUGUGAGGGCUGAAGAGUCUUCUGGUCCAGCAACAGGUUUUGUUGUUUCUAGGAGUUUGCGCCUGCAGAUAUUAGAGCGAGUUGAUGAGGAGCUUAGGAAGGGUAAUGAGAAGAGAGCUCUUACUCUUGUCAAAGACGCCCAAGGGAAGCCUGGGGGUCUUUGUGGUUUUGGAGCAGCUAGACAGGUACCCCAAAGACUAUAUAGUCUGGAUGAACUGAAGCUUAAUGGAAUUGACACUUCUUCUUUCUUAUCUCCGGUUGAUGUAACAUUGGGGUCAAUAGAGAGAAGCCUUCAGUUUGCUGCCAUUGUAGGAGGUCUUUCAGCAUGGUUUACUUUUGGGAUUUCUCCAGCACAGAUAUUAUACGUUUCCUUGGGAUUACUGUUCCUUUGGUCAUUGGAUUCGGUCUAUUUUUAUGGCGGGGUUAAGAAUCUGAUGCUUGAUACCAUUGGGCACAUUUCUAGUCAGAAAUAUCACAACAGAGUAAUUCAGCAUGAAGCUGGGCAUUUCUUAAUAGCCUAUUUGCUUGGAGUGCUUCCUAAGGGAUACACAUUAACAAGUUGGGAAGCUUUGAUCAAGGAAAAUUCACUCAAUGUGCAAGCUGGAACUGCUUUUGUGGAUUUUGAAUUUCUUGAAGAAAUAAAUGCGGGAAAGCUAUCAGCAAAGAUGCUUAACAGAUUCUCAUGCAUAGCACUGGCAGGAGUAGCUACAGAGUACCUCCUAUUUGGGUAUGCUGAAGGUGGUCUUGCCGACAUUGACAAGUUGGAUAAGUUGCUCAAGAGCUUGGGUUUCACCCAGAGGAAAGCAGAUUCGCAAGUUAGAUGGUCUGUGCUGAAUACUGUUCUUUUACUCCGUCGCCAUGAAAAAGUUAGAUCACAGCUUGCUGAGGCCAUGGCUUUGGGGAAAUCAGUUGGCUCUUGCAUUGACAUAAUUGAAAAGUUCAUUAAUUGUGAUGAUAUUUGACAUACAAUACCAUAUUUUCCCGGGAUAUUAGUGAGCUGAUAUUGCUAAAAGUUCAGCAACAUGGACAUAAAUAAGUCCAAUGUCGUCCAUUUUAAAUAUUUGAGAUUUCAGGAUGGUUGUUUCAGUUCUCCAGAUUGAUGGUUAUUUGUUGCCUCUUGGAACUUGGUA
Messenger RNA from Zingiber officinale, 1222 nucleotides. RefSeq lists its product as uncharacterized. The coding region runs from base 35 to 1054 and encodes 339 amino acids. The record is from RefSeq and is a predicted model, not a curated record. Gene Ontology annotation, biological process: proteolysis. The transcript has 7 exons. Gene Ontology annotation, molecular function: ATP binding; ATP-dependent peptidase activity; metalloendopeptidase activity. Lineage: Eukaryota; Viridiplantae; Streptophyta; Magnoliopsida; Zingiberales; Zingiberaceae.